AGCGGGGCAAGACGCAUUUUUUAUUCGCAUUAAAAUAUUUAAAGAUCUCGCCUGAAAAUUCUAAAGUUUUAAACAAAUAAAUAUCAAAAAGUAGGGUAAUAAAUUUAUAAUAUAUAAAAAAUAUGUUUGUAACACAUCAUUUGUUCUCAACUUCAUAAGGAAUAAGCUCUUUAAAGUUGGUUUUCGGUAAAUACGAAUGAAAACAGCAAAUUCAGUAAAUUAACAAUGGAUGUUAACGACAACUUAAAUCAUCCUGAAAAGUUAAUUUCCUCGGAUGAUGCAGCAGAAAGUGGACAUUUAAACAGCAGUUGCGGAAUUCAAGAUGAAGAUUUAAUUAAUCAUGAGGAGCUAAGUUCUAUUGAUAUCAGUGAGGCAUGUAGGAAUCCAGUUCAAGGCAUUGAAAAGCUUACAGAAGAGCAUGAUCAAGUCAGUGAAACGUUUACCGAAGAGUAUGAUCAAGCUAGUGAAACGCUUACAGAAGAGCUCAAUCAAGUUAGUGAAACACUUUCAGAAGAGCAUAAUCAAGCUAAUGAAACGCUGACAGAUGAGAAUAAUCAAGCUAGUGAAACGCUGAUAGAUGAGCUUAAUCAAGAUAGUGAAACGCUUUCAGAAGAGAAUAAUCAAGCUAGUGAAACACUGGCAGAAGAGCUUAAUCAAACUAGUGAAAUACUUUUAGAAGAGCCUCAUCAAGUUAGUGAAACGCUUUCAGAAGAGCCUAAUCAAGCUAGUGAAACGCUGACAGAUGACCUUAAUCAAACUAGUGAAAUACUGACAGAUGAGCUUAAUCAAGUCAUUCAACAAGAUUCUGUACACGAAAAUAAUAUCGAUAAGAAAAUAAAUAAUGACUUGAUUAACUCUUUCCAAGAUACUGAAGAAGAUAAAAAUACAUCAACAGACGAUAAAGGGAAUGAAAAUUUGUCCAUAGAAAUCGAAGCUCAAAAUCAAUCUCAAAAUGUUUGUUCUGAAAUAUUUAAUUGUUGUGAGAAAAUUGAAGACCUUAAAGAUUCUUUUGACGAAGAUGAAACAUCUGCUCAUCUCAAACUUGAUUUAGAUGUGGAAAUAUUGAGAAAUUCUAAACAACAAGAAAGUGAUAAUUUUCAAAUAAUUGAAGCGAAAGGAAAUAUUUCUAUGGAAUUUGAACUCUCAGAUAGUGAAGUCAGACGAGACAUCAAUGCACCACAUGAUGUUGAAAUAGAUUCUGAACAUGACAAAAAUACAACUGAAAUUAAUGAAUCUUCAAAUGUCUCUUGUGAGGAAAAAAUCACUGAAGAGUUGAUCGAAGAAAAUAAAUCUUCGGAUAUAUUCUGUGAGGAAAAAAUCACUCAAGAGUUGAUGGAAGAAGAAUCUUUGAAUCAAUUAAGUACAAAAUAUAUUCAAACUGGUAUCAAAAACUUUCUUGGUGAAUGUUCAACUGAGGAUGUCAGUGAUCAAGAAGAACCAUUGAAAAAGUUGAGAAGAACAUCAGAAAGUAAUUCAUUGAAGAAACUUUCAAUUGUUGAUUCUUUGUUAGAUAAAAUGCGUCAAACAAAUUCUGAUAGUUCGGAAACAGAAACUGUCGUGAAACCGUCUGAAAAAACAACCGAAGAGUCUGAAGAUGAUUUAUUGGUGGAAUUAAAAGCUCCACUUCGAUUCACAAAGCCAUCAAAUCCCAAUCAAUUACCAACACCUAUCGUAAAGAAUCAAAAAAUUGCUUCUGCUUUCACUAACACUUUAGAGGAUUAUCAAAGAACCGUUGCGAGACAAAAGCAAAAUCUUCUUCCACAAGAACGUGAUAAAAGUGAAGUGAAUGAGCGAUUACAAGUACCUCAAAUGAAAGAGCCACGAUCGCUUCCACAUCGUCCUCGAACUGUCGCUGAGAAACGAAAAUUACUCCACGACACUAAUUUGAAAUAUUUGAUGGUGGAGCAAGAAGGAAAAAUUUUCAAACAAGUGCAAAGACACAAAAUGCAAAAUCCGAUUAAUUUCGCACUUCUCGACACAUUAUUGCAUGAAAAUGUUCCCAUUCAACGAGGAGCACAUAAAGUUCUUGCAUGGCUUCGAACACGUGAAGGGAAAUUCAUUCAACAAUAUAUGGAUGUUGAUGGAAACACUUUGAAACUUAAUGGAUCGAUUGGUAAUCACGAUGCGAAAUUUCUUCCCGAGCAAUCAUCAAAACCUUUUUCAAAACGACGAAAAACGAUGAUGAGAUCAACAAGAUGUUGUCGCGGUGGACGAAUAUCAAAGCAAACAUUUGAAUCUUUCGUGAAUAAUGAAAGCAUAAGAAAGUUUGUGAAAAAAGCCAAUUCAGAUCAUUUUUUGUCGUUUGAAAAGAAAUUUCUUGAUCACAAACUUCUUUCGAUUAAGCCUCGACCUUUAUCAAAGAAAAUUGAAUUCAUUAAUGAGAAUUUUAAAUUGAAUGACAACAAAGACGAAGACGAUUUGUUCCUCGGCAAUUAUUCACGUUUUGAUUUACCAAAUAUUUUAAUGAAAGUCACUGUCGAGACAAGAAAAGCACUCGAUCAAAAUUGUAAAAUGUACCUGAGAGAAAUUUUACCUUACAAAGAUCUUGACGAGAAUUGGUGCGAGUUUGCACUCAGCACUUUAGUCGAGAAAGAACGCGAGAAGAAUGGAAAAGAAAAAGAUUUUGAAUUUAAAAUUCCUUACGAAAAUAAUAAGCAAAAUAUUAUUGUUCGUGAGAUUUCAAAAUCGAAAGAUAAUCGGGAUAAGUUUUUAACAUCAUAUGAUGACGACAGUAACGAAGACAGCAGUGACGAUGACAUGGAAUGGACAUUUGCAAAAGAUGUUGAUAAAAAUGAUUUACUUGAAUGUGAAAUUGUUGAUAUUAUUAAAGAUUUGACGAACAGCGUCUUCUUAAACGUUAAUGACGAUUUAUUUACACAAAUCGAUCCUCACGAUUCUCGUGUGAUAUCAGAAAGCAGUCCAAUUAAAUCAAAAGAAGCAGUUGACGAACUUUCUUCACUUCCAAAAACAACAAAAGAUUCCAAGUCGAGACGAAUGAUGAGUGAGCUGAAGAAAUUAAAUGCAAACAUUUAUAAAUCCGACACAGUAAAUGUUGAAGAUGAACAAGAUAUUCGUCGACAUGCAACAGCACAUUUAGGGAAGAUUGAACGUGAACUUCGUCCGACAGUGAUCGUAACUGAAUCCAAUACAGUUUUAUUAGGAAACCAAGAUAAAGACUCAAGAAGAAUUAAAAGAGUACCGAAGAAGUUUGCUGAUUAUUUGAAACCAACAUGGUCAGCAUUGAGUGAUGCCGAAGAUGAACCGUUAAAUAAGAAAAUGAAAUUUAAUAAUGACGAAACAAAUUAUGAAAAUUUAUCUCAUUCACAUUUGAAAGAAGUUCGUGAUGAAGUUAAGAAAAUUAUUCAUUGUUGUGUUGAUCUUCGUCGUUUACAUCGUUUAGAAGACGUGAGUGUUUGGUGUCUUGUUCAUAAAUUAUAUAAAUGUGAUUGUAAGAGAUUUGCUCCAAUUCCUUCGCAAUCAUUUCCAACGAGAAUUUCAAAUCCUCAACAAUCGCAACCAACGACUCUUCUUAAAACGACAGCGCAGUUAGCUUUAAGAAUGAGCCAAACCAAGCCGAAAAUUAAUAUCGCUUCAACGAAAGCGAUUUUAAUAGAAGAAUCGAGUGACGACGAUGAAAAUGAAAAUUAUUCCGACAAUGAAACAUCGCGUCGUGUUAUGCCGGUUAAAAUAAAGAUGGGAAAAGAGAAUAAAAAUUCAAAUGCGUCUGCAUUCUUUAGCAAUGUCGAUGGCAUACCGAAGUUGGAGAUAACAAAUCUUAUUGACUUGAUAAAUGGUGGAAUUGGACCAAUUUUUAUUAAUGUUUAUGAUUGUAAAACAAUGAGGUUAAAUCCGAUCACAAGAUCAAUUCUCAACAAUAAAAGUGCUUUAAUCUACUCCAAUCAAAGUGCUUACUUUAUUGAUAAGACUCGUGUUGAUUUAAAGAAAUUGGAUUUCUCACAAUUUGAGGAAGAACUUGAUCAUCCGAUAUUUAUUCUGCAAUCAAAGGACACCAUUCCGUUACCAGUUUCAUCAACCAUGAGUGCAAAUUUCUUUAAAAUUAUUUUCAAUAAGGAUUCAGAAAGUUGCAUUCAAGUUACAGAACGUGGUGCAUUAAAUGAGAUCAGUGGAAUUAUUGAUUCAAUCCUUCGUAAUGUGAGAAAGAAGAUUGAAAUGCAAAUUGGAGAUGAAACGAAUGAUUUGAUAAAAGAACAAAUUUCGAGGUUAUCAAGAGAAUCGUCGAGAUCCAGAUCAACUUCAUUGUCAUUUUCAUCAUCAAAUUCAUCGCCAUUGCACUUUCAAGGGAAGCAAUUAAUUGAAGCUCCGCCACCAGGAAUAAAGACACCACUAAUGGAAGAAUUCAAUAAAAUAUUUUCAAUGCGAAUGCAACGUUUGGUGUCACUCGUAAGUUCGAAUACUUUAGGCCUCCGUCCAUCAUUUGAGAUGCUCAACAAGUUUUAUCUUUACCAAUGGAAACUUCUAUUGAAAUCUUAUGAAGAAGAAUUAGUACAAAUUUGGUUAGUAACACUUGAGAGUGAACAAGACAAAAAAUAUCAGCUCAUGGUGUUGACACACACAAACGUGAAGCCAGAAAUUGAACAUGCAAGAAGAGAAAACAUUGUGAAUAUUCGAAAGCUUAAUAUAUCUGAUAAGAUCCCAGAACUUGCUCGUUUAAUCAUCUUACGAGUAGAGAAAAAAUGUAUCAACAACAUGACAAUUCUUUUCUAUGGAUGUAAAGGAUAUUUGAGAAUGUGCGGAAUGUUGAACAGCAAGGAAGAUUACACGAAAUCUUUCAUUGCAAAACCGACGAAAUUGACCCAUCCGAGAGUUACUGCGAAGAUUCAGAAGAUUUACAACAUUUGGUAUCAGUCGAUGAUGAAAAAAAAAUCGGAAAAUGAGAAAGAAAAAGAAAAUCAGGAAGAAAAAGUUGUUGAAAAGAACAAACCUGUGACGCCACAACAAAAUCAAUCACUUCCUGUGAAUCCAACAAGAUUCCUUCCAAUGAUGAGAAAAAUGAGUGGAAACAACGCAACACAUUCGGAGUACAAAUGGUUUCUUUUCAACAUCAGUGACGACUUCUCUGACAUUUUCAUCAAGAGUUGGCGUCGUUAUUUGUCCUAUCGUGUGAUUAUGGAAGCGAUUGAGAAAGCAAAGCAGCGCAAACGUGCCAUUCAAUUAAGACCUUCGAUGCAGGUUAGUAAAUGGCCAAAAAUUUACGCACUUCCAGCUGCACCAUUAAGCUUCAAAGAACACGAAUCCAUGACGGAGAACUUUUUGAUUUUCGGUCCUUAUUUGCGCCAUUCAAAUUCAAAUCUAUUGUUGAUGCAAAAUGUUGAUGGAAAGUUGAUGUUGCGUGAUGAAUAUGAAAAGCAUAACAAAAUCAAGCGAACAUCGAGAACGCGAUGUCUUUGGAUAUAUGCAAACACUUUAAAAUGCAUUAAUGAUGCUGAUCCACUUCCACUUCGUCUGGUUUGGGGUAAACAUGGAGUUGAUCAUCACUCAGUUGAAGACAACACGGUAAGAACAAUUAAACAAGAAAAUGAUUCGGAAUCGUCAUAAUUAAUUUAAAACUCACUUUUUGCCAAGUUUUUCGCCAUCACAAAAUUUCGUUUUGUUCUCAAAAUUUUUGUUAAUUAUGUUAAACUGUACAAUUAUUUAGUUUUUAAAUAAAGAAGUUAAAACGAUAUUAAAA
Clunio marinus is the source of this 5689-nucleotide messenger RNA. The record is from the annotation of a GenBank genome assembly. Lineage: Eukaryota; Metazoa; Arthropoda; Insecta; Diptera; Chironomidae.